Molecule: messenger RNA, 1120 nt
Organism: Cladocopium goreaui
Lineage: Eukaryota; Dinophyceae; Suessiales; Symbiodiniaceae
Source: the annotation of a GenBank genome assembly
AGGAGCAACCCUCUUUGUCCUUCGAAGGCUUUUUAAAAGUGGCGGAUUAUUGCCGCAAGACCAUCCCAAAGGAAAAUCGGAAAUUUGCACAUUUCAAUCUGCAGGAGAUUGAGCAGCUGAGAACCUCCUUCAAUUCUCAAGACACUGACAAGAAGGGUUGGAUCCCCAUGGGCUCCUUCUUGUGGCUGCUGAACGACACCGACAUGCAAGUGAACACCGUCAACGGCCGUGCCCGCACGUACGAGCAAUUGCAACGAGCGCGAGAGGCCGCCUUGGAGGCGAGUGUUCCCAUGUCUGAGGUUGGUAGCGGCAGCCAAGUUCGCUUCCUACCUGUGGUGCAUUUCGUCUAUGAGUCCGUGAAGAACCACAACGACGCGGUCUUUCAUCGGGAAGACGAAGCCUUGAAGGCCGUGGAGUUUUCAAGCGAAGAGGUGGGUCAAUUCCGAGAGCUCUUUGGCGCACUCGUCCAACAGCAUAAGGAGGAAUUGCAGGCGGCUUCUGACAAAGCCAACGAAGCGCCCAAAGUGGGACGACGGCUCUCGGCCGUUCAAGCCGCGCAGGUCUUGGCAGAGGCAGAAGAAAACAUGCGGCUCCAAAAAGAAAGGGAGCUCACCUUGGGAAACGUCAUCCGCAAACUCACCAGCGUGGAUCGAGUUCCAGGCACUGAAGUGGUGAAGAUGAUGGCGAUGAUGGGCGUGAAGAUCUCUGCGCCCUUGCGUCAAGAAUUGAUGGAAAGGACGGCGCAGUUCUCGGAUGUCCCAGAGGACGGACUCGACUUCCCCGGCUUUUUGCAGUUGAUGAACUGGAUGGUUCGCAGCAACUUUGGCAACAUCAACGGCGCAGCAGAGAAGACUGUGAAGUCGAAGGGGCUUAUGGACAAGAGCGGCCGCCUUCAGGCGGGCUUGGUCUUUGGCAAGUUUGGACACAUGGACACCGUGGCGGUUCGCACCAGGCGAACCUUGAACCAAGACAUCCCCAUUGACUUGGACAUGGAAUAACCCGCAGCCCCGCAGCCCCGCAGCCCCGCAGCGCGCGGAGCGAUUGGAUGUGGAUGUGCUGCGGAGCUGCACCGUAGCUUUUUUAGGAGCGAGAUCUCACAGAUGGUCAACUAGAUGGUGGG